This is a messenger RNA of Eutrema salsugineum, 2063 nucleotides long. RefSeq names its product CBS domain-containing protein CBSCBSPB1. The transcript is spliced from 15 exons. The record is from RefSeq and is a predicted model, not a curated record. Bases 279 to 1916 code for a protein of 545 amino acids. Gene Ontology annotation, molecular function: protein binding. NCBI's taxonomy places the organism in Eukaryota, Viridiplantae, Streptophyta, Magnoliopsida, Brassicales, Brassicaceae.
AGUUGCAAAAGCAUCGGAAUCAAAGAAUCCGAUUGGGGGAAGAAAAGAAAAAACGUUUUUCAGAAAAUCACAACAUAUUUCUUUCUAAUUUCUUUCAUUUUCCAUCACUUUCCCGGGAGAAUCUCGGUAAAAUCGUCGUUUCUCUCUUGCCGUUAUCCUUCUCACGAACAAUUGAGAAAGAGCAUUUGCGACGGAACUAAUCCCAACUUCUUCAGCUUCAGUUUUUGAUUUUUCAACCCCGUAAUCCGUUUGUUGACACGACGAAUUCAGCUGUAGAAAUGGCUAGCCAAGGCGGGUCAUCGAGACGGAGCUUAUCUGUUACGACUUCGUCAUUGCACGGAAAAAAGAAAUCCAUGGAAAUCGGCGAACGAGGUCUCGACACUGGCCGGAGAUCUUUUACUGUUUCUCGUUCCCCUUUCAGGGGUUUGACAGGAGGCGAGCGAACUGUUAAACGUUUAAGGCUAUCGAAAGCCCUUACAGUACCAGCAACAACAACUAUAUAUGAAGCUUGUAAAAGGAUGGCUUCUCGUAGAGUUGAUGCCUUGUUGUUAACUGACUCUAACGAAAUGCUUUGUGGGAUUCUUACAGACAAGGACAUAGCAACAAGAGUGAUCUCACAAGAAGUUAAUGUCGAGGAAACACCUGUAUCCAAGGUUAUGACUAGGAACCCGACGUUCGUUCUUUCAGAAACGCUUGCUGUUGAAGCCCUCCAAAAGAUGGUCCUAGGAAAAUUCAGACAUCUGCCUGUUGUUGAAAAUGGCGAAGUUAUUGCUUUAUUGGAUAUAGCGAAGUGUCUGUAUGAUGCGAUUGCUCGUAUGGAGAGGGCAGCUGAAAAAGGUAAGGCAAUAGCUGCUGCUGUUGAAGGUGUUGAAAAAAGUUGGGGAACAAACACUUCAGUUCCCAACACUUUCAUCGAAACGCUACGAGACCGGAUGUUUAGACCUUCUUUAUCAACGAUUAUACCAGAUGAUACAAAGGUUUUGAAAGUCUCACCAACCGAUACAGUGUUGACUGUAGCAAAGAAAAUGGUUGAAAUUCAAUCAAGCUGUGCAGUCGUGAUGAUUGAGGACAAGCUUCGAGGGAUAUUUACUUCCAAGGAUAUACUGAUGCGGGUUGUGGCUGAAAAUCUUCCUCCAUCUGAGACUACAGUGGAGCAGGUUAUGACUCAGAAUCCAGAAUCCACGACAGUUGACACACCAAUCGUUGAAGCUCUUCACAUCAUGCACGAGGGAAAAUUCUUACACCUUCCUGUUACGGACAAAGACGGAGAUGUAGUUGCAGUUGUCGAUGUAAUCCACGUUACUCAUGCUGCUGUUGCUACAGCUGGAACUACUGCGGGAAUAGGAAAUGAGGCGACAAAUACAAUGAUGCAAAAGUUUUGGGAUUCAGCAAUGGCAUUGUCUCCUAAUGAGGAAGACGAGGACACGAGAAGUGAGAGCUCCUUGAAAGUUGCUUCUGAAGCUGAAACAGGGAAAUCUUUCCCUUUUGCAAAUACAUUUUCUUUCAAGAUCGAAGACAAGAAGCACAGAAUGCACAGAUUCAUAAGCGACACUCGUAGUUUGACAGAAGUGAUAACCGCGAUCCUUCAGAGAGUAGGGAAUGAUAUCGAUCCAGACAACUUACCCCAAAUUUUGUAUGAAGAUGAAGACCAUGAUAAAGUGUUGUUGGCUUCAGAUAGUGACCUUCAAGCAGCCAUAGACCAUGCAAAAUCAAUUGGCUGGAAGAGUCUGAGAUUACAUUUGGAUGAUUCAAGAGAAGGCAAAGGAAGAAGGAGAAGAAGAGCAGCAGGAUCAGCAGAAGCAUUGGAAUAUGUAGAGAAAGACGCUUGGGCUGCUGCAUACAGUGGAGUUGCGGCUGGUGCAGCAUUAGUAGCUGGUCUUGGUUUUAUGGCUUAUCUGAAAAAAUUCGGACAUUGACCACUCAAAAAUAUACACAAUUGAGUUCUCUUACAGAUCAAUUCAAACAAAAAAGUGCCAUGCAAUGGAAAACAGACACUGAUUUUGAAGGUUUUGUCUGAAAAAAUUUAUAUACAAUGUCAUCUUUUAGAUAUUAAUGGUUCACUA